AUGGGAGCCAGUCGAGGCAUUGAUGAAGGGCUUAUUUCGGGCACAGUGAAUCAGAAGUCAUUUAUCGCCGAAUAUCAUCUGGAUGACCCUGAUAUGGGUACUAAAGAGAGGGCUAGUAGCGCAUUUAUUGUGACGGAUCGUAUCGGACGGAUCUGGGCAACCCGAGAGUUAUGUGCGAUCUGGAUGGUCGGCAUCGCCAUAUUUAUGACUGCAGAUGGGCGGAUUGGACAAGUCUACGCUGGUCGUUUCAUCGCUGGCAUUGGGAUCGGACAAACCACUGUUGUAGCUCCCACCUAUCUCGCGGAAAUUUCUCCACGAGCAAUACGCGGCCUUUGCACCUGUGCCUUUUCUGGAUCAGUGUAUCUUGGUAUCAUGUUGAGCUAUUUUGCUAGCUGGGGGAGCUCGAUACACCUUAGCAACACCUCAGCUAAGCAAUGGAUUGUACCGACAACCCUUCAUUUCAUUUUUGCUGGAAUCAUAGUCAUCCUUUCAUUUACAGUUUACGAGUCGCCCAGGUACUUGAUCAAGGCCAAUAAGCAGGAUCAGGCUGCUAAAACCAUGGCUAAGUUGCGCAAUCUCCCGUCAGAUCAUCCAUACGUUCAAACGGAGAUGACGGACAUUCAAGCUCAGCUUGAGCGAGAACGCGAAGCUACCCUAGGGUCACACAUGUUUGGACCACUCAAAGAGCUCUUUAUAUUGCCUUCCAACCGUUAUCGGGUUAUGAUCGGACUUACGUCGCAAUUACUCAGUCAAUGGUCAGGAGCAAAUAGCAUAACUAUCUAUGCCCCCCGGUUUUUCGCGCUGCUGGGCACGACAGGGCAAUCAGAGAAACUUUUCGCAACAGCAAUUUUUGGUGUGGUGAAAUUCGUGUCCUCUCUCGUUUGCGCUCUUAUCUUGGUCGAUUUCUUGGGCCGCAAACGUGCACUUGGAUAUGGAAUAACGCUGCAGUUUGUCAGCAUGCUAUACGUGGCGAUUUAUCUAGCCGUUGUCCCAUCGAUACAAAGCGGCUUUAUACCCGAUGGGCACUCGAAGCGUGCUGGAACAGCAGCGAUAGUAUCCAUCUAUGUGUCCGGGGUGGGCUGGGCACUUGGCUGGAAUAACAUCCAGUACCUCAUCAAUGCAGAAAUUUUCCCACUUCGAGUCCGGUCGUUGGCUACGUCAAUGGUGAUGUGCUUCCACUUCGCCAAUCAAUAUGGCAAUUCGAAAGCGGUCCCGACAAUGCUGCUUGAUACAGCCAUGAGGCCAUAUGGAACUUUCUUCUUCUUUGCGAUGGUCACUCUCAUAGGUCUUGUAUGGAUGUGGUUUUUCCUGCCAGAAACAGCCGGAAAAUCGCUUGAGGCGAUGGACGAAAUGUUCAGUCUGCCCUGGUACAUCAUUGGAAGUAAAGGAGCGGCGAUAACGGCGGGAAGCGGGCAUGCCGAGGCGUACAGGAGUGGAGACGUAGAGAAGAACCCCAUCUCAUCGGAGUGCAGAGAGUUCAUUCCCCGGGUCAAGAAAGAGGAGGGGAACCAGUAG
Messenger RNA from Histoplasma mississippiense, 1515 nucleotides. RefSeq lists its product as hypothetical. Bases 1 to 1515 code for a protein of 504 amino acids. Gene Ontology annotation, molecular function: carbohydrate:proton symporter activity. Gene Ontology annotation, biological process: transmembrane transport; carbohydrate transport. The record is from RefSeq and is a predicted model, not a curated record. Gene Ontology annotation, cellular component: membrane. NCBI's taxonomy places the organism in Eukaryota, Fungi, Ascomycota, Eurotiomycetes, Onygenales, Ajellomycetaceae. The transcript is spliced from 7 exons.